Chara braunii is the source of this 435-nucleotide messenger RNA. The record is from the annotation of a GenBank genome assembly. Lineage: Eukaryota; Viridiplantae; Streptophyta; Charophyceae; Charales; Characeae.
UCGGAGGUACUAGUGGUUUAAAAAAAAAACGUGGCCGAUGGAGAUGUGGAGAAGGGGGAGCGGGAGGAGGAUGAACGAGUGGGAGGAGAAAGAUGAUAUGGAGGAGGAGGAGGAGCGGGACGAGAACGAUGUUGUGGAGGAGGAGCGGGACGAGAACGAUGUUGUGGAGGAGAUGGAGGAAGAGCGGGAGGACGACGAUGAUGUGGAGGAGGAGGAGGAGCGGGAGGAGGACGAUGACGUGAGGAGGAGGGGCAUGAGGAGGACAAAGACGUGGAGAAGAACGAUGACAUGGAGGCGGAGUAGGAGCCGAAGGAGGACGACGACGUGGCGAAGGAGGAGCAGUGAGAGGACAAUAACGUAGAGGAGGAGCAGCGAGAGGACAAUAACGUGGAGGAGGAGCAGCUGGAGGAGCUCAGGACAAUGACAUGAAGAAAG